Molecule: messenger RNA, 6880 nt
Organism: Arvicola amphibius (Eurasian water vole)
Lineage: Eukaryota; Metazoa; Chordata; Mammalia; Rodentia; Cricetidae
Gene: Arid5a
Product: AT-rich interaction domain 5A
Exons: 7
Coding region: 2574-4535 (653 amino acids)
Biological process (GO): regulation of transcription by RNA polymerase II
Cellular component (GO): nucleus
Molecular function (GO): transcription cis-regulatory region binding
Source: RefSeq, a predicted model, not a curated record
AGCUGGGUAGCACUGGGCGUCUGGAAUCUCAUACUUGGUGCCCGCAUGCCUCUCUCUGCCUUCAUGUACCCCUGAGGGCUCUCAUCUUGUCUCUAGCCACUGACAGAACUUAUUUCUCCCUGCCUUGGCAGAGGUGCCGAGGCUAGGCUGUGGCUGGUUCUCGAUCCUCAGACUCUUGUCCAGCCAUCCUCAAGUCUGGCUCUUGAUAGGACUCCCCCUCCCCAAACUGCCCACUGGAGCAAGCCCAAGGAGGAGAAUGCCAGGGAGCCGGCUUCUGGGCCACGGAGUGGACUGACCGCUUCAAAGGCUGUCUUUGUUUCCUCUCCAGCUCGAGCUAAGGGAACAAACUUAAGCCAACAACCUCAGGCAAGGGGGUGGGGCUGUGUCUGCUGGUUGUUAUUGAGGUUGCUGUUGCCAUUAUUGUUGUGACUGACGUCGUGUUCCCAGUCAGUGAGUUUUCAUGAAAGGAAGUGUCACUUCCUUCCCAUCACAGGGACGGUGGCUGGGGUAGGCAAAUAAAAGAGAGAAGGAAAGUGGUACCCACGCCUAGCAAGCUUCUCAGCUCCCGGGAGGUGUGUGGCCUUGAACACUCUCUCUCAGAGCAAGUAGACUCAUCAUCCCACAGACUUAGGUCAGUUUUUCGAGAGCACCCUAGGGAGAAUCAGAUGUCAGGGGGACAGGCAGAUAUCACCAAGGAUAUGUGCACACUUGCAGCUGUGAUUUGUAAGGGAAGCCUGCGUGCAUGCUUUCUUCAGUUAGAAUAUUGGCCAAUGAGCCUAGCACCCCCAUUGUAGAGACGAGGGAGCUACAGAAGCAGUGAUGGAGGUGACAAAAGACGCGCCCACCGUGGCGUGGUGGUGCAAGCCUAUAGUCCCAACACUGGGAAAGCUAAUCCAGAAAACUGUAGGUUCGAGGCCAGUCUGGGUUACAUAGAGAGACCUUGUCCCAAGCAAACAAAUAAACAGUCAAGAGGCAUCCCUGGGGCACUAGAGUCCCCCCCCCCUCCAUCCUGCACAGUUUCAGCUCAUUGCAGCUCACUGGCUGGCAGGGCAAGGGGCAGACUUACAGGGAGGACCCUCUCCUUAUCUCUUAGCCUAUCCCAUUGCCUCCUCAUGAUUCCUCCACAGGGUGCCCCUCGCCACGUCCAUCUUCCCCUCUUUUACACAGAGCCUUUGUCUACUGAGACAGCAGUUCCCACUUCUUCAGGGACCCUCAUUGUGUCCAGUGGUUUUCCUUCCUUAAAGGUUAUACAGUGGUACCCUGGAUCGCAAUGUUGGGGCCCUGGGAGACUCUGAGGCCAGGCACAUUGAUUCACGUGGAACUUCUGCCACUUCCUAUUCUGGGCGUGGUUAGCUCAGUUGUCCAUACUGACCUGUUCCUAUCAGUGAAGUGGGGCUGAACAGAGCCACUAACCCACUCUGAGCUUAGAUGAGAAAGCUGAAGGUCUCUCUGCCUAUUUACAAAGCUCUAGAUUUUAGGAUUUGGGGUCUUGGAGCAAUCUGACUUCUGUGGUUUGGAAUCUCGGCUUUGCCGCUGGAAAGGUGUGUGACCCUGAGGCAAGCUGUCCAACCUCGCUGAGCCUCAGGCGUGACGUCCAUUUAAAGGAGGAAGAUUCAGUCAGGCUCCUAUUAGAUGCCCAGCCCCAGGCAGCCCAGAAGAGAUUAGCUGUGGUGGAGCUGCUGCUAGCACAGCAAGGGAAACGGAGGAGUGUCUUGAAAACACACCGACUUUGGCAAGCUUGCUCUGAUUGGAAAGAGAGGCUGAAGUUGGGCCGGUAGCUUAGAGUCUAGGGGCCGAGCUGCCUUGGACAUCUUUGGAAUUGACCGGAAGUCAGUCAAAUCCAGGAAGGACUGGGGCAGCCCCCCUGGUGCCCCCUUCGCCACCUGCCUGGUGCCUAGGAAAGGACCCUGUCACCCUCUGAUGGCUUAGCCUCCCCAGGCUCUUUGUGGACAGUGGAGUAAGGCUCCCCAAGGUGCUGUGGGGUGAAGCACUGCCUGCCAUUCCAACCAUAAAAUUAUUUUCUUUGCUAUUUCCUAACUAAUUUUGCUACUGCUAUAAAUAGUGAUGUAAAUUCCUGAUAUGCAGGAUAUCUGAUAUACGACCCCUGUGAAAGGGUCAUUUGACCCCCAACGGGGUCGCGACCCCAGGUUGAGAACCACUGCUUUAGAGACUGUGCCUACAUCAUCCUAAGUCUCAGUGGAGUGUUCUUCAAAGAGGAAGGUCAGAGGGAGCUCGACCUCCAUGUAAGCUCGACCUCUGUCAUAAGACCCCAAAUUGAAACCACACAUGGAUGCCAGCACUCCACCGUGAGAGGAGCAGAAUAGAAAGUCCAGGAAUGACCCCGGAUAUGCUUCUGCCAAGUGGGAGGUUGUAGGGAAAGUAGCAUUUCGUUUACUGCAGAGGGCAUCGCUCCACCAGCAUUGGAGGAACACCUGCCCAGCAGAGGAAGACAUUGGUAGACCCAGACUCACACCCCACAGUCCACACCAGAAGAGAGUUUAGAUGCGCUACAAGGACCCAUCCAUCCCCGUUAUAAUUCUCGUCUCAGGGAUGGAAAGAAUCCUGCCUGAGUGAUGUGGUGGAAAACAGACUGUGCUUUUAAAAUAUUCAUCUUCUUCUCUACUCACGAGGAGAAGGACAUUGAGGCACUGGCCAGAAAGGGAUCUCACACACGAGCUCCGAGGUGGACGAAGACUUGGGUUGUGGUGGACAAAGAAGACAGGUUGUGGUGGACGAAGACUUGGGUUGUGGUGGCAGCCAGUCAAACAGGGAGAGCACCUCCUGCCAAGGGGACGAGGGAGUCAGAAGAGGUAACUCCCCUAGAGCUCCCUGUGUCCCCCAAGCCUGAUGAGGAGCAGAGCAGCAGCCAGAGCCCCAUCCAGCUGGAGGACUCUCCUGAGGCCGGCGAGGAGCAGGAGGAAGAACAGGCCUUCCUGGUCAGCCUCUACAAGUUCAUGAAGGAGCGACACACACCCAUCGAGAGGGUCCCCCAUCUUGGCUUCAAGCAGAUUAACCUGUGGAAGAUCUACAAGGCAGUGGAGAAGCUGGGGGCCUAUGAGCUGGUGACAGGCCGCCGACUCUGGAAGAACGUGUAUGAUGAGCUGGGGGGCAGUCCAGGCAGCACCAGCGCGGCCACAUGCACGCGCCGCCACUACGAGAGGCUGGUCCUCCCAUAUGUGCGGCACCUGAAGGGGGAAGAUGACAAACCACUGCCCCCAACCAAGCCCAGGAAGCAGUAUAAGAUGGCCAAGGAGCUGAGGGGGGACGAUGGGACCACAGAGAAGCCAAAGAAAGCCAAGGACUCAGAGAGGCAGGUGGACCAGGCUACACCGGGAAAGACCAAAUCAGAUGCCACUGGUCUGACGCAGCCUCCUAGCCAGGGACCCUCAAGGGAUAGCACAGAACAGCUAGGCCCAACAUCUGGGUCCUCUUUGCCAUUCAUGGGUGCUAGCGGCUGUCCGGAGGCCUACAAGCGGCUCUUGUCCAACUUUUACAGCAAAGGGGCACAUGGUAUCAUGUCACCACUGGCCAAAAAGAAACUCCUGGCCCAGGUCAGCAAGGCAGAAGCCUUGCAGUGCCAAGAAGAGGGCUGUCGUCAUGGAGCAAGGAGCCCCAGCAAAGGCCUUCAAGAAAGUCCCCGGAACCUAAGAGGGCCAGCUGAGAACUCUGAACACCAGCAAAACCCUCAGGAAGGAUUGCUGCCCCCCAGUGGCAGCACCAAGGUGGAGGUGCAGGAGGAGCCCCGCCCCACAGCCCCUACUUUCUCAGGCUGUUUUCAUGCCUACCCAGCUGAAGUGCUGAAGCCUGUCAGCCAGCACCCUAGGGACUUCUUCUCUGGUCUUAAAGACAGGGUGCUGUUGGAACGGCCUGCUAAAGAGGAAGGGCUGUCAACCAAAGAGCCUCAGCUGGUGUGGGGCGGGGAUGCCAACCGCCCCUCUGCAUUCCACAAAGGCAGCUCCAGAAAAAGAACCUUCUACCCCAAGCCCAAAGCCUGCUGGGUGUCCCCCAUGGCCAAGGUUCCUGCGGAGAGCCCUGGAGCCACACCUCUCCUCCCCAGUAGCCCAGGCCUUGGCAACAAGCGCAACUUGGAAGAAGAGGGCUUUGCUCAUGGUGGCAAGAAACUGAGGGCGGUGUCUCCCUUUCUGAAGGAGGUGGAUGCCAAGGAGUGUGGGGGCAAGCCUGCAGCACCUGGUGUGGCUGUAUCCUGUUUACUGGGCCCAGCCCUGGGGCCCACUCCUCCAGAGGCCUACAGGGGCACCAUGCUGCAGUAUCCUCUGAACUUUGCCAGUAGCCCAGACCCUCUGAAGGGCCAGGCCACACUCCCCUUCAGUCCCCUGGUCAUCCCAGCUUUCCCAGCCCAUCUCCUGGCUACAACAGGCCCCUCACCCGUGGCUACCAGCCUGAUGCAUUUUCCCCCCACGUCCUAUGAUACCGUCCUCCGCAACAGACUGGGCCCAGCUUCAUCUGCCUGGCACAUGCCACCCGUCACAACCUAUGCGGCGCCUCACUUCUUCCACCUCAACACCAAGCUGUAGGUUGGAGCCUGUUGUGCCGUGCUGUGAGGAUCCGAUGGGUCCUUGGGAGGGCAGGUGCUGCCGGGAACCUCAGGCCAGAGCCCACUGCCUGGAAGUCGAUGUCCCCCGCCCACUGGCACAGAUCGGGGGUGUCAGUAGGCUUGUCUCAACAAAUCAGCCUGAGCCCAAAGCCCGGGGACCAAGUUGUGGUAAAAUCACAAAAGUACCUGAGCUAGAAGUAUUCUCUCCACAAAGUCCAAGAGUACUGAAAGGCUAAGGAGCUAGACAGCAGCUCAAGGCAUCCAGGUUGGCUAUGAAAAGUCCAAUCAAAAGACACUGGUGUGAUUGCACCCAGCCCUGAGGUGUACAGCCUUUGCAAGGGGAGGUGAGGCAGGCGCAAGCUUGUGGAUGCAGUCACCCAUGUGGGAGCAAAGACAUAACAAUACCAUUCUGGUCUGGAUGUUACCACCCCACUGGAGGGCAGGCCUACAGCAAAAUUCAGCCUCUUCUGCCCAGAUGAACAGACAUGCUUGCUUUUGCUCCUGCUUCAGGGCACCUACCUGGAUGUCGGGGUUGUCAUGGUACAACACCCAGAGCACACUGGUGACUUGGGAGACACGAGGGAGAGACUGUGUGAUCCCAGCCCUCCAGGCUGAGCCACAGUCCCACUCCCAAGACGCCUAUGCCCUGCAUCUUUGAGCCAGCGCUAGGAAAGGAGCUGCUUGCUUUAAGAGGUUCAUGCUGUGUUGUUCAGGUUAGUCUCGGACUCCUGGCCUACAGAAUUCCUGCUGUGGCCGCCUCAGCAGCUGGGAUAUAGUUGUGAAGGGAGGGAGGCUUUUGAGGGUACUAAUACAAAACCCAAGUCAUCUGUCCCUGUGGUGGGUAGACUCGUGAACCCUGCUGCUUCGUGCUCCUGGUGACCUGCCGCCAACACACCCACUUUCCUGCUCUCCAUACUGGAUUUGGGGUGAGGGGCAGAGGGGCCCCAUCUCUGCCUGGGAAUCUGUUGCCAAGCCACAGUAAGUUUCAGCUGUGUUUGCUUCAGGGCCCCACAGAGAAACCCUGUGGUUUAGCACCCUCCUCUGUUAGAGAUGGCUUGUUCUACCAGUCCCAAGGAGACUGUCAGUACAGCUUCCUAACUGUUCCCAGGAAGGUAGUGCCACCAAGGCCCAGAGAUGCCAGGGUGCCAGUGAACCGGGUCAGCAGAUGGUCACUGACCUGCAUCACGGGAACACAUCCUGUUUCCAACCUCAGGACAUGGCUAGGAGGGCAAGUUUUUAUGCCCCCUUUAGUUCACAGGUGGCAUGGCUAAGCCAGGCACAGGAAGUGUCAUUGAGGACGCCUGGUUUGGGGAAACGGUGGUCAGGGAAGCCAGAGUGAGGAGGGGUGUCCAGUGAUGCGCUCAAGCAUCUUGCAGCUCCCCCUCUUCCUUCUGGAGACACUGAGGUGCUGGCCUGUGUAUGCGGAUGACUAGCCCUGAGCACCUGGCUGCCCCACUGUGCCCAUGUGCUGCGGACUGCAGUGGUGGCGCCCUCUGCAGGCACAUCUGGAGAAUGCACAUCUGGUGAGGUUGAGGAGUGGAUGGAUUCCUGGGCUGGACUCUGCUACCUCUGCCUAAGCAAAGACACUAGAAAUGAACACAAGUCGGGCUUCUUGGAAACCUUUGGAACUCUGCACUGAACACCUGCAUAUUUGCCUCCUCCCCACUGUGAAUGAGAGAACUGAGCCCGGAGGUGACUCCAGACACCAUGGUGGCUGAUGGGGAUGCAUGCUGCACACAUCUCCCCAUGUUUGUACUCGUCCCCAACAGGCUGCCCCAGAUGACCCGUAGGCCAGCAGAAGUCACAGUGUCAGUGUUCAGUGCAUAAUUUGUGUUCGGUGUCUACUUUCAAAUCUUUCAUGGCAUUUGAGCUGCUAAUAGGAGGGAGGAGGCAAAGGCCACCCUGGAAUUGGUGCUGAUCUUGCUCCUACCUGUCUGUGGUCCCAGCUCCUUUUCCUGGUAUCAGCUUAAGUUAGGCAUUAGGCAUUUGGCAGGCAAUGCCUUUGUUUGCUCUGGGGGCUGACGUUCCCUGCCCCUUUAACUGUCUUAGGUGUUCACCUUGGUGGCGUUAAAUGUGCAUUACCCGCACUGGCCUGGUGUCACCACCAGAGUUUUAAAACAGUGACCAAGCGUGUUCUCUAGAAGACCUGGAGAAUGGCUAGAGGGGGUGACGGAGAAGCAGAGCAGCAAGUCCCCAAGGGAGUGGCCAGAGCGUGGGGUCCAGGAGCCAAGGGGCCUGUGGGGUUGGGACAGAGGGACCCAGAGGUGAUUCAGGCUGUGUUUGGUGCCUUCUAGGCCAGGGGUAGUUGGGCUUUUACACGAAAUA